AUGAAUUCAUCACAACAAUCAAAUAUUCCUGUUGUUCUUAUAACUGGUUUUGGUCCAUUUGCAUCUAUAUUUAAUAAUCCUAGUUGGGAAGUUGCUAAAGCAUUAAAAACUUCUAUUCAAUGGACUUAUCCAUUGCAUAUUAUAUCUGAAGAAAUACAAGUAGUUUACGAUGAUGUGACAAAAAAAAUACCUGAUUAUUGGAUUAAAUAUAAUCCUACAUUAGUCAUACAUAUUGGUGUUGCACAGGGAGCAAAAGGAAUUCGAAUUGAACGAUGUGCUUGUAAUACAGAUUAUUGUCAUAAAGAUAUUAAUGGUACUCUACCAGAAACUGGAAAAUGUAUUCCAGAUGAUGCACCACAAAUACUAACAACUAGCCUUCCACUUGAUGAUAUAUGUGUACGAGUUCAACGUCAAACAAAUCUAACAAUUGAAAUAUCUGAUAAUGCUGGAAGAUAUCUCUGUGAAUAUAUUUAUUAUCAAUCAUUAUUCAUUGAUUCGAAACGAACAAUAUUUAUUCAUAUACCUGGUUUAGAUGAAAAAUUUACUAUUGAAAAUGUAGCUAAAGUUAUUCAAUUGAUUAUAUAUGAAGCACUUCCUUAUGUUGAUUCAUUACCCAAAUAA
This is a messenger RNA of Adineta steineri, 621 nucleotides long. Lineage: Eukaryota; Metazoa; Rotifera; Eurotatoria; Adinetida; Adinetidae. The record is from the annotation of a GenBank genome assembly.